CGGCGCUGUGGAGGCGGCGAAGGGAUUGGGAGGGAGCCCAACCUGCCCGGCGGAGGUCAGUCCUCGGCAGCGGAGAUGGGCAGCCGCUCUCCUCUUCCUCUUCCUCCUCCAUCCUAGAAGCCUUUGGCCAAAAUGCUCGGGGUUUCCCAACAGCAGCACCGGGCGCCUGGCCUCCUCGGGGCUGCGGCAGGGAAAGGAGCCAGGGAAGGGCCGCCUUCUUCGCCGCCGCCGCCGCCGCCUCUUCUGCUCUGGCUGCCCAUCACUUGAGCCAGCGGAGGUCGGUGCUGGGGGUCCCUCUCUGCUGGAAGCCAGGCGACGCCCAGGAGAGAGAUGGUGGACCCGGUGGCGGAGGAGGAGGCGGGCGCGGAGAAGGGCGGGGCCGCCGCCGCCGCCGGGAGCGCAGCAGGUGGAGGAGGAGGAGGAGGAAGCGGAGGCGAGGCGGCGGCAGCAGCGGAUGGGGAGGCGGCGGCUCCUUCUUCGGCCGCGGAUGCCGCGAGCCCCUCGCUCCCUUCCACCCCGGUGGCGGCGGCGGCAGCAGCAGGAGCAGCUCCCCCGGGGCCCGCCGCGUCGCCCGCUCCCUCUUCUCCGGCGGUGGCAGGGGAGGCGUCGCCGCUGCUUCACCUGGACCUCUUCAACUUCGACUGCUCGGAGGCAGAGGGCAGCCGCUACGUGCUGACCAGCCCCCGCUCGCUGGAGGCCUGCGCCCGCUGCGCCGUGAAGCCCGUGGAGCUGCUCCCGCGCCCGCUGGCCGAGUUGGUCAAAGAGGCGCCCGGGCGCUCGCUGCGAGUGGCGGCCGGACUCUACGAGGUCUAUGAGGUGGAGAGGCAGCGCAAGCUGCUCCAGUGCCGCGAGGAGCGGGAGAAGAUCAUCCGCGAGGAGAAGCGGCGCCUCUUCGCGCCCCUCCUGGGCUCCAGCGGCACCAGCCUCCCGGCCUCCCCGGCCUCCGCCUCCAGGAUGGCCUUCCGGGGCUCCUCCGCCACCCUUGGCCUCAAUGGCACCUGCAGCCCCAAGGGCCACCCGCAAGGCAGGGCCGGACAGCACCCGCCUCCACCUCGGGCUUCCGGCGCCCGGGCCAAGAAGAGCCACUCGCUGGACUCCUUGCAGAAGAGGCGGGAAGGCCUCUCCGCCAAGACCUCCUCCGACUCUGGGGCCUCCUCGUCCUACAGUGGGGACAGUUGGAAAGACAAGUGGCCCAAAGGAACGGAGCCACCCAGGACUAAGACCGUGGCCACCAUGACCUCCCUGGUGGGCCGCAGCUUUAGCCUGGGUGACUUGUGCCACUCCCCACAGACCACCCAGAAGGUGGAGCGUAUCCUGACCGAGGUCAAGCGCCGGGGAGGCCUGCGGGAGGUUCCCGAGAGGGACCGCAAGAUCGCGGCUCUGAUGAUUGCCAAGCGUCAGGAGGAGAGCCUCCUCAACGCCCAACGUUACAGCGCCCACCUGCAGUGGGACAGCCAGAGGCGGCGGGCCGAGCAGAGGAGGGAGCAAGAGGAGCGGGAGAAGCACCGAGCCCUGGUCCAAGGUCAACGCAUGUGGGAGUCCCGGCUGGAGAAGCACCGGCGCCGGCGGAGCUCCGAGCAGGAGGAGGCCGCCUUGCAGAAGCAGCGGCAGAGCUUGAUGAUGGAGGAGAAGUGGCAGGCACACCUGGAGCGGCAGGAGAGGCUGAGGAAGGCCAAGCUGGAGAAGGCCGCCCAGGAGGACAAGCGGAAGAAGCGCCACCAGGAGCACAACCUCAAAGCGCAGGAAGAAGGCAAGAAGGAGGCAGUAGAGCGAGAGGUCCAGCUCCUGCAGGACAAGUUGGCCCUGGCUGCCCAGAAGAAGCUUCGGAAGGAGCAGCUGCUGCAGAAGGAGAAGCAGAUGCUCAACCAGGCCGAGAAGCGGAAGCACGAGACCAUCCUCAAGGGGCUAGCAAAGCAACAAGUGGAAGAGAAGGCCAUGCUGCGGGCUUCCGUGGAAGGGAGCCUGAACAAGGCUCAGGAGAACUAUGAGCAGCUGGUGGAGAAGAGGAACCGAGAGCUGCGGGAGAGAGCCAAGCGGGAGGAGAGGCAGAUCCAGAGGGCCAAGCUGGCUGCUGAGAAGAGGGAGAAGGAGCAGAAGGAGCACCUGAAGGCCAUGGCCAAAGUCUCCGAGAGGAAGCUCCAGCAUGCGGCCCAAGUCGCUGAGGAAGUUGUCCAGCAGAAAGCCCGGAAGGUGGUCCAGAGCCGGCUGGAGAAGGAGAAGGUGCAGAAAGUCAACAAGAAGAAAGUUGAGCAGUGCGAAGAUAUCCGACGCAGGGAGCUCCUCCUCUCAAUUGAGAAGAAGCUAGAAAGGAGUGAACAGAUCUGUAAGGAGAAGAAGAACGUUUUGGAAAAUGCCCGGUCUGUUGCUCGGGCAUCGUUCCAUGUUCGGGAAAGGGUCCGGGAAGAGAUGAACAUCCGUACGUUUGACAAGAUGGCCUUUGAAGCAGAAAUGCAGGCCACGCUGGUUAAAAAAUAGAUGCUUUUCCUCCUCCUUUCUGAAUAAGUGGAGAUAUAUCUUCCGAUGGCCAUUGUCAAAAGUUCAGACAUUUAAAAAACCUUUAUGUAUUAUUUUAAAGAGCACACAAACUAUGGCAGCUACGUCACAGACCUUUACUCUCUCCUUUUGUUAUACAUAUGCAAAAUCUGUUUCAGGUGUAUCUCAUCCUUUGUUGAACAAAAAUAGUAUACAAUUAACAAAACAGGGACAUACCAUUUUUAUAUAGCCGAAUGCUAUGCUAAUAACUUCCCUGAAAGCUAAAGGUUAUUGCAAUUUCCCUCAAAUAGUGAAAUAGCAGCUACUUUAAUUGUAACACAUUGAAGACUUAAUUUGAAGACAUUCACAUUAGAAGUGGGCUGCUUGCUGGAACUUGUACAGAGUGGCCCAGAAGUCACGAAGGGGUCCUAUAUAUACUGUAUAUGACUUAUAGUAUUGGAUGCCAUUUAUGAGAUAUGAUUUUUCACACCUAAUGUAAAUUUAUUUCCUAUAUAUAUAUAUUGUAUAUGAUGCGAUGGUAUUGUAAAUUAAAAGCAAAAAAUAAAGGAGUUAUUAAAUAUUGAAACCCCUUUGUGACUUUUCGCCCAUCCUGUACUUUGCACUAUGUAUCCUUACUUAGGAAGAUUUUAUUUUUUAGUGUUUGGUCCAUACAGUGCACUUAAAUCCAUGCUAUUGGAAACAUUGGGGCUUGUAAUAUAAUUUUGAAAACAAAAUGGAAAUAGACAUCUGAUUAGUCCUGAUCCAUGAGACAAAAACAAUGUUCAGGCAUUUUUGUUCAAAUAAAAUGACAAACACUUCAAA
This is a messenger RNA of Anolis sagrei ordinatus, 3294 nucleotides long. RefSeq names its product coiled-coil domain containing 177 (gene CCDC177). NCBI's taxonomy places the organism in Eukaryota, Metazoa, Chordata, Lepidosauria, Squamata, Anolidae. The record is from RefSeq and is a predicted model, not a curated record.